Molecule: messenger RNA, 1986 nt
Organism: Rotaria socialis
Lineage: Eukaryota; Metazoa; Rotifera; Eurotatoria; Philodinida; Philodinidae
Source: the annotation of a GenBank genome assembly
AUGGAAGCUGAGAUAACAGAAACUGCACGACAUGCGCAGAAUUUGCAAAAUUUCGUUGAUCAACAACAUCGAAAGUUAUUGGAAGAUCGACCGAAAAAGGCGUCGGGAAUAUAUCGUGCUACAGCUGAAGCUUUAUCAAAUGAGUUCGAUGGUGACAUUUCAAAAGUGAUUGAUUAUAUUCAAGUAAAACUUGAUUGGCCACUUUCACACAGGCGGUUACUUCUUCAUGAAGUGCAAAGUAAUGCAAGCGAUAAUCAGGAUAAGCUUGAUCAUAUCGCUAAUUUCGUAUUUGAUCCAACAAUAAAUAUAAAACGAAACCGUCGUUUUGGGACGUUCAUUCCAACCGUCUCUCCAGUCGAACGACUAUAUGGUACUGGUGUUUGUGCUAUAUUUCAUCUUCAAACCGCAUUUUUUCUUGUGAAUUUAUUGACAAUGAUCAUUUGGAUUGCGCUAAUUAUAAUUCCAUAUAAUAUUUUAAAACCUUCAGCAACAUCUUUAAAUGUUACACUUUCAUUUUCAUCAAUAUUUACAACAGAAGGUUAUUUAUCUCAAUCAAUUCUGUUUCAAGGCUCUUAUCCUAAAGGAAUAAUCAAUGAGAAAUAUAAUUUAUCGCUUAUAUAUUUUGUAACGACAUAUUUCUAUUUUUUUAUUUGGUUUGUUUUUAUUACAAUACGUUUUUCAACAACAUAUAAGCGAAAAGUGUUUAAUUCAAUAUUACAUACAAAACUUGGCAUUGGAUUUACGGGUACAUUUGCACGAUACAAUUAUACAAUUCGAUCAUCAAACCAAAAACAAAAACAUACGGAAGCUUUACAAAGGCAAUUUUUGGAUUUAAUUGAAAACGAUGAAACAAUUGAUAGAAUUCUUUUGAAAAAAUUUGAAACAUCUCAAUAUAAAUUUAAAAUAGUAAUAACAAAUUUAUUUUACAUUCUAUUAGCUAUUGCAUUAGGUGGACUCAACUGGCUAAUUUUAUCUUUCUGUGAUAAACCAACGAUUGAUUGCAGUGGAUCAAUUAUUUAUUUAGCUUUAAUCAAUCGAUUAAUACCAUAUGUUAUUGUUCUUCUUACGCAAAUUGAACAAUACAAAUAUUUAUCAUAUAAAUUAAAUGUUGUAGGGUUUAGAUGCGUCUUUUUAAACAUCUGUACGAUCCUAUCGUUUACCAUACAUUUUUUUACUAAUACUCCUUCAUGCUAUGAAACAGCUUAUGGACAAUAUAUCUAUAUUCUACUAUUAGCAGAUAUGUUUGCAUCAUUAAUCUUUCCAAUUUGUUUUGGUAUUAUCAUUGAUUUAAUACCGAAUAAAACAAAUCGUAAUUUUGAUGGGAUUAAUCUUCAUGUUCAAUUAAGUCCACCUGUAUUACUCUACAGUCAAUUAUUAAUAUGGUUUGGAAUAUAUUUUUCUCCUCUUUUAUCGAUAAUGGUCUUAUUAAAUAUCAUGUUUUCAUUUAUUUCUCAUCGUUUAUAUAUUUAUAUUCAUUCUCGUCGUUCAGAUUCCUAUCGACGUGUAUUCAUUUGGAAUGGUGAUCAUCUUGAAUAUUUAAUAUAUUUACUAGCUUGUCUUAUAUUAAUUUUAAGUGUAACAUGUUUCGUCGUGUUUACAACAGUAGUUAAACCAAGUGAAAAUUGCGGACCGUUUCGUCAGCUAAGUGCUGCAUACCAAGUGAUUGAAUUUUUUUUAAAUGAACAUCAAACAUCUGUUUUAUGGAUAUCAAUAAUUAAUUUUAUAACAUCACCUGGUUUUAUUUAUUUUCUUAUUGCUACGUUCAUUGUUAUUGCCUAUAAAUUACGACAUGAAGAAUUAGCUGAAAAACAACUUGUAUUCAUACGGGACAGUAAUCUUGCAAAUAAAAAAAAAUUGAGAGAAAAUGCAGUGAAAAAAUUAAGUCCACAACAAAAGAAGAAGAAGAACACGAAAGAGGAAAAAAACAAAACUAUUCCAAGAACAUCAGCUGCGGAUGAAGACAUUAUCGAUAUCGAACGAAUUUAA